Messenger RNA from Rhinolophus ferrumequinum (greater horseshoe bat), 1903 nucleotides. It is a transcript of the gene PTGR3, whose product is annotated as prostaglandin reductase 3. Bases 556 to 1320 code for a protein of 254 amino acids. The record is from RefSeq and is a predicted model, not a curated record. Gene Ontology annotation, cellular component: mitochondrion. Gene Ontology annotation, molecular function: oxidoreductase activity. The transcript is spliced from 2 exons. Lineage: Eukaryota; Metazoa; Chordata; Mammalia; Chiroptera; Rhinolophidae.
GGCGCGCGCCCCCCGCCCCGGCCCUGCCGCUCCCGGUCUGUCCCAGCCUCCUGUGUCCCCACACCGCGGCGAGCGCUCUGGCGCACAGCCUGACUUGGCGAGAUCCCGGGAAGUUGAACCCGCCGCCAUCUGGAGAAGGCGAAAGUACUGUGACUAUUGCUAGUGUGAAUAUCCGAUGCCACCGAACGUCCUCAUAACUGAGGGUUAUUUUAAUUUGGGAUUCCCCUCCCCUCCCCCAACCCUCCCUCCUCCCCCUCCCGCUCCCGAAAUAAAACCGACGGGACCCAGAAGCCGAGGCUUCCCGCCCGGCCCACCCGCGCGCAUGCAGGGCUCCUGCAUUCACAUAAUCUUUAGGGUGGAGCAGGAACAGCCUGGACGCAAACUGCGACGUUUAGAUUUGUUGGUGUUAAUGCAUCUGACAUCAACUACUCAGCCGGCCGAUACGACCCGUCAGUCAAGACCCCCUUUGACUUAGGCUUUGAAGGUGUGGGAGAAGUGGUCGCCCUAGGCCACUCUGCCAGUGCCAGGUACUCAGUUGGCCAAGCUGUGGCUUACAUGGCACCUGGCUCUUUUGCUGAGUACACAGUGGUACCUGCCAGCAUAGCAACUCCAGUGCCCUCUGUGAAACCCGAGUACCUCACCCUGCUGGUAAGUGGGACCACCGCAUACAUCAGCCUGAAAGAGCUCGGAGGACUGUCAGAAGGGAAAAAAGUUUUGGUGACAGCCGCAGCUGGGGGGACAGGCCAGUUCGCCGUGCAGCUUGCACAGAAGGCCAAGUGCCAUGUAAUUGGGACCUGCUCCUCUGAUGAAAAAUCGGCUUUUCUGAAAUCUGUGGGCUGUGACCGUCCCAUCAACUAUAACGCUGAGCAUGUCGGUACUGUCCUGAAGCAGGAGUACCCCCAAGGUGUGGAUGUGGUGUACGAAUCCGUGGGGGGAGCCAUGUUUGACUUGGCUGUAGACGCCUUGGCUGUCAAAGGGCGCCUGAUAGUAAUUGGGUUUAUCUCUGGCUACCAAACUCCUACUGGCCUUUUGCCUGUGAAAGCAGGAACAUUACCAGCCAAACUACUGAGGAAAUCGGCCAGCGUCCAGGGCUUCUUUUUGAAUCAUUACCUUUCUAAGUAUGGAGCAGCCAUGGACCACUUGCUUAAGAUGUGUGCAGGUGGAGACCUGGUUUGUGAGGUGGACCUGGGCAGUCUGUCUGCAGAGGGAAGGUUCACCGGCCUGCAGUCCGUAUUCCGGGCUGUCGAUUAUAUGUACAUGGGAAAAAACAUUGGAAAAAUUGUAGUUGAAUUACCUCACUCUGUCAACAGUAAGCUGUAAAAACAGAACAAUGACAUAAAUCAAAGGAGAAAGAAAAUGGGCACUUUAUGCUUCAGAAUUACUCAGAUCAAUUUAUUUUUAGUUGGUAAUGGAGAUAAUAUUUCUUAAAACAAAAGUAAGGUGUUAAUGAAUAGGUUUCUCUUUUUCUUUCAUUUCUUUUUUCUUUUUACCCCUCCCUUGAAAAAAAAAUGUGCUAAUAAAACUUCCCUCUAUGGCUCAGAGGUAAAACCUUUACAUUCAAUCCUUUAGUCAUGGACAGUCUCAUUCCAGAUUUUAUUGUUCCUGGGAACUAAAUUCAUUCCUGAUGCAAGAACUGAUCAAAUCAGUAUGCCCUCAGCUUGAUGAGAUUUUUAAAUUGGUCUUGAAAAUAGUUCACAAAUGCUUUGCUUUGGGAGAGUUUGGUCUUACGCAAAUAAGUAGUUAAGAAAUGAGAGCUAGAGCCAAACUCAGCCAUAUUUCAGAGUCCAUAUUCCCAGGAAGUGGCCCUUCUUUUUCUAUCAAUCACUUGCCAACUAUGUAAAUAGAAAUUUGGAGGAACUCCCCCCAAACACUGAUUUUGUUAAAUUAUUAGAAAAAUGAUCAA